UCUAGAUUUUUCCCUUUUAUAUAUCUUAGUUUUUUCUCCUUUAGCCUUUGAUUUAUUGUUUUCUGGUGAUCAAAGGAUCACAAGUGCCACCCUAUGCAAUUUUUCACUCACCAUCUCUCAAUACCAAGAAGAAUCACAUCGAAAUGAUCACACGAGCUUGCACUCCCCUUACAUUGUGUGUGUGAUUCACAUUGUCGAUCUUUAUUAAUGAUUUUUCUAUUUAAGGAUUGUGAGGAAAAGAAGUGAGAUUUUUCAUCAGCUAGUCGUUGUUGCGCAACUUGUCAGUCUCCAACCAUGUUACCAUAAUCCCACUUAAAACUCCAUUCAAGGAGACUCUUCCUUGAAUUCUUCGAAAAUCAUGGGAGUGAGUUAAGACCAAUGAGGUGUUAAAAUGGUUGUUUAUAAAAUGAAAGAAGCUCUCGAGAUACUGACCACUUGGAAGUCAGUAGAAGUGGGUGCCAAUGCAUUGAAGAAGCAGACUUGACACUGGUCUUUUUUAUAUUUUUUCUCCCGGCCUGGAUGUUGCUUAUAAAUAACAGGAACUAGGCCAAUCUUGUCAGUUGCGGUGCCGGUGCGUACAGCCUCUCAUUUAAAACGCAUUAGCUGUGGCCUGCUUUACAACUCCGUUGGUUCCACCGAACUAGAACACAUUUUCCUUUAAUUGGUUGGUUUUUCUUAGUCGGAACCGAGGGGAGAGAACAAUUUUUUAUUUUUUUUUCUUUUCAAUUUGAUAUUAAAUCAGAACCAUUUUUUAUGUAAAUAUUCUUACAAUUUUAAACAAGAUAUAUAUAAUAUGUGGGCAGUGAGGUGUACGUAUUGUUUUUAUUAUCUCCACGACAGUAAAGGGUGCCUGGACAGAAAAUUAGUGGAAAAUGCAAGUAACUUUUCUCACAUAUAAUAGCACCAGUCACGUUUGCUUCAUUUGCGACUGGUUCCUCUGUCCGACUUUUCCAUUUGAUCCAACCAUUUGGCAGCUUCAACUCUGUACAAUGUUUUACUUCAUAAUUUCUUGUGUUUCCUUCAUCCUCAUUUCCAAGUCAUUCACUCACAAGCCACAAUGUCCAUGGAAGGAAGAGAUGAAGCUGUUGUUACCUUGGUUUUGGAGGGAGUUAUCAUCAAGUUUUCUUGUGUCCUGGAUCAAGGAAGUAAGGCUUAAUGCUACUAGUCUCCUUCACGUACCUAUAUUAUUCAUGCCAUUUAAGAAGAUAGGUCUUAGCUCAAAGGUAGAGAAUAUAGAGGAGGAAGAGGAUAUUUCUCUUUUGGAUUUGCCUGACUUGGCCUUGGAAUGCAUUCUUGAUCGGCUUUUGCCUUCUGAGUUAUGCAGUAUGGCGGCAGUUUGUAGCUCUUUGAGGGAUAGAUGCAGAACUGAUCAUUUCUGGGACAAGCACAUGAAACACAAAUGGGGUGGACUGAUGGGUGAUGCUGCUUAUCGAGAAUGGCAAAGGUAUGUAGCCUCAAGAAAAACACUAAUCCUCUUGGAUCAAAGCAAGAAAAAAGGAUUUUUUGAGUCGACCCUUCAAGGGGUUUGGACUUUUCCAUGGUUUAGACCCAAGUUAGAAAGCAGCAGCAGGUCAAGGAGUUCUUUACCGGUUGAUUCGAUCAUGGCUUGGUAUCUCUCCCUUGAAAGUGGAAAGAUUUGGUUUCCGGCUCAGGUCUAUAAUCGUGAGAAUGGUAACGUUGGCUUUUUGCUGUCAUGUUAUGAUGCCCUGCUCAGAUAUGAUUCGCAAACCGACACCUUUCAGGCAAGAUACUCAGCUCAUGGGCGGCGCACGCAGGAGGAAAAUAUAGAAUGGGAUAGACUAAGAGCACCCCCGGUUGAUACUCCUCCAUAUGUUCUUCAUGUCUCCGAUUGUUUGAAUGAGUUGAAGCCCGGAGAUCAUAUUGAAAUUCAGUGGAGAAGAAAAAAAGAAUUCCCUCAUGGUUGGUGGUAUGCUGUCAUUAGUCAUUUGGAACGGUGCGACCGCAAUGAGAAUCACUGCUGCUGUCAUCAUAGUGACAUGGUGAUAUUGGAGUUCAACCAGUAUACUCCUGGCUCGAGAUGGAGACAAACGGUGAUAAACAGGAAGGAACACCAGGAAGAAGGCAAUGAAGUAGAUGGCUUCUAUGGCGGAAUUAGGACGCUUAACAAGGAGGAGAUUGCAAGGUGGAAGCGCCUUUGGCCAACUCAAAUCUUGGAAUAGAAUCAAGAGGACUUUCCACCCAUAUUUUCAUGACUACAUUGUACAUCAGGAGCUCCCUCUAGCUUUUUCCCCAGAGCUGUGAAUGAGAAGAGCUCAUUGCCAUAGAAUUAGUAUUCUAAUGGGAUGAUUCAUGAAGAUUAGGCUCCACUGUUUUGGUUCUGCAAAUACAGUGUACCGUGAUAUCAUAAUUUUAAACAAAUUUUGCCAAUAUCCACUCCAGGAAAUUCAGAACAUAUCAGGAUGAAAUAUCACUCAAAUAACUCUUAACUUAUGUUUAUAUGUAACUGAAGUGCAUCUCCUGUAAAGAGUUGAGACUUUCGGUGAUUUUCUGAUAUAAGUGACACUUUUUCUUCUUCAA
Carya illinoinensis is the source of this 2538-nucleotide messenger RNA. RefSeq names its product F-box protein At2g32560-like. NCBI's taxonomy places the organism in Eukaryota, Viridiplantae, Streptophyta, Magnoliopsida, Fagales, Juglandaceae. Bases 873 to 2180 code for a protein of 435 amino acids. The transcript has 5 exons. Gene Ontology annotation, molecular function: protein binding. The record is from RefSeq and is a predicted model, not a curated record.